Messenger RNA from Triticum urartu, 989 nucleotides. Its product is annotated as 3'-5' exonuclease-like. The record is from RefSeq and is a predicted model, not a curated record. Lineage: Eukaryota; Viridiplantae; Streptophyta; Magnoliopsida; Poales; Poaceae. Gene Ontology annotation, molecular function: nucleic acid binding; 3'-5' exonuclease activity. Gene Ontology annotation, biological process: nucleobase-containing compound metabolic process. Gene Ontology annotation, cellular component: cytoplasm; nucleus.
UACUCCCUUCCCUACCGUGAACCCAGUUUACCCUUGUCGAAAAAAAGGAGAACACUUUACCCUUGUCGUUUGCGCACCGGAGAUUGGAAGUAGCAGCAGCCGGACAAGGCGAUCCAGUAUGGGGGACACGUAUGUCACCGACGUUGCCUUCGGGGAGGAGGUGAUCACCACCACCCUGACGUCCUCCGGCGCAGCCGUGGAGGGCUGGGUCGAGGAGGUGUACUCCAUGUACGCCGGCUGCCCCAACCAAAUCCUCGUCGGGCUCGACGUCGAGUGGCGUCCCAGCUACAGCCGCGUGCAGAACCCCGCCGCGCUCCUGCAGCUCUGCAUUGACCAGCGCUGCCUCAUCUUCCAGCUCCUCCACGCCGACUACAUCCCUGACGCCCUGUCGGGCUUCCUCAUGGACAACCAGUUCUGGUUCGUCGGCGUCGGCGUGGCUGCGGACGCCAAUCGCCUGGCCCAGGACUACGACCUGCAGGUGCUCAAUCUGCAGGACCUGCGCGGCGUCGCGGCCGAGGAGAUGGGCAUCCCGGAGCUCCGCCAGGCCGGGCUGAAAGACCUGGCGCGCGAAGUCUUGGGGGUUACCAUCGAGAAGCCACGGCGGAUUACGAUGGGCCCGUGGGACGCCUGCUGCCUCUCCGACGAGCAGAUCCACUACGCCUGCACCGAUGCCUACGUCUCCUCGCAGAUCGGAUUGGAGCUGUUCACCGGAAACUACUAGCGUUCGAUCGAGGUGAUGCCGUGGCGAGCCCUGCAAACUUGCAUACGAAACUCGGUCCCUAGUGUGUUUGGUUUAGUUUUUGCAGCAUUUUGUUCUUACUCUCCUAGUGUUAAUUGCUUAUGUCGCGUAUUAGCUUAAGCUUCAGAGCAGGGGAAUGGUUGUCAACAUGUUCUGUGGCGGUCUGCUACAGCUUUGAUAUGUGUGCAUGUGAUGCUUACCAACGGAACCGGAUGUUCCAAAAUUGUAGUGCGUAUUAUGACACACUCUA